This is a messenger RNA of Morone saxatilis (striped sea-bass), 1571 nucleotides long. RefSeq names its product NCK adaptor protein 1b (gene nck1b). The coding region runs from base 328 to 1509 and encodes 393 amino acids. Gene Ontology annotation, molecular function: ephrin receptor binding. The record is from RefSeq and is a predicted model, not a curated record. Gene Ontology annotation, biological process: negative regulation of endoplasmic reticulum stress-induced eIF2 alpha phosphorylation; negative regulation of PERK-mediated unfolded protein response; positive regulation of endoplasmic reticulum stress-induced intrinsic apoptotic signaling pathway. NCBI's taxonomy places the organism in Eukaryota, Metazoa, Chordata, Actinopteri, Moronidae. The transcript is spliced from 5 exons.
GUGCUAGCCUAGCCUAGCCGCGCUGCCGAGCAGUGACAUGCUUUGAUACAGAAAUGCUCUUCCAACGGGGCACAGCGUCUCUCAGCUAGGCUAACUCACUGGAGGUGGGAAAUUAACUGGCUGCCAGCUAGGACUCUGGAUAUCAUUUGCGUGCAACCACUUCCACUGUCUUGCCUGACGUUUUCUACACGUUUAAUAUCCCCCCCUCCCCUCCCCGGCCUGAAGGAGAGGAGAAGAGGUGGCCAUCGGCAAUUAAGGGGUCAACAGAGACGUAUCAGAGCCCUUGAAGUUCUCAGCUUUGAUGCAGUACAGUGCACCUAGUGCAAGAUGACGGAAGAGGUGAUUGUCAUCGCCAAGUUCGACUACAUGGCCCAGCAGGACCAGGAGCUGGACAUCAAGAAAAACGAGCGCCUCUGGCUCCUAGACGACUCCAAGUCCUGGUGGAGGGUUCGAAAUGCCACCAACAAAACAGGCUUUGUGCCGUCCAACUAUGUGGAGAGGAAAAACAGUGCCAGGAAAGCUUCUAUUGUCAAGAACCUCAAAGACACACUUGGAAUUGGGAAGGUGAAGAGCAGGAAGGGGGGAGUGAGAGACACAGCCUCCAACGCAGACACAGACAUGUGCACAGAUAACGGCGAGCGGCUGUACGACCUCAACCUGCCCGCCCUCGUCAAGUUCAGCUACUCAGCAGAGCGCGAGGACGAGCUGUCUCUGGUGAAAGGCACGCGGGUGGUGGUGAUGGAGAAGUGCAGCGACGGCUGGUGGCGCGGCAGCUACAACGGACGCUCUGGCUGGUUUCCGUCCAACUACGUGACGGAGGACAUGGAUGGGACAGCGGGGGGAGUUGGUAUGGGCGGGCUCGGAGACCCACCCGGAUCGCUGACAGAGAAGCUGGCGGCCGUGAUGAACAGCACCACGAACGGGAACCGAGUGCUGCACACGGUUCAGGCGCUGUACCCUUUCGGCUCGGGCAACGACGAGGAGCUAAACUUUGAGAAAGGCGAGGUGAUGGAGGUCGUGGAGAAGCCGGAGAACGACCCCGAGUGGUGGAAGUGUCGCAAAGCGGACGGACAGCUGGGCUUGGUGCCUAAAAACUACGUCACUGUGCUGGACUCCACCUCCCAUAAACCCACAGCGGGGCCUGCUGGGCCACCCACGCCUGACUGUGACUACAUCUCGCCCUCAGGCAGCGGGCGGUUCGCGGGGAAGGAGUGGUACUACGGCAAGGUGACGCGCCACCAGGCGGAGGUGGCCCUCAACCAGAGAGGCAUAGAGGGAGACUUCCUCAUCCGAGACAGCGAGUCAUCGCCAAACGACUUCUCCAUCUCCCUGAAGGCGCAGAGCAAGAACAAGCAUUUCAAAGUGCAGCUGAAGGAAAACCUUUACUGCAUUGGACAGCGCAAGUUCAACUCUAUGGAAGAGCUUGUUGAACACUACAAAAAGGCCCCCAUCUUCACCAGUGAGCAGGGAGACAAACUGUACCUGAUCAAGGCCCUGGCUGCCUCCUGAUCCCUCUCUGUCACACACACACACACACACACACACACACACACACACACACACACACCCAC